AUGUUUGCCAUCUCGAAAAGACUAAUGAGCAGCGAUGUGCGGUCGCAGAUACUGCUAAACAGUUUAAAUGGAGACAUGCCAGGCGCACUGGCCCUGCUGCGUCAGCAGAAGCAGACCAGCAUGGAUGUGGAACUGCUGCACACGAUGCUGGCGCGGGCGGCUGCGCUUGCGCAUGCCAACACCAUAGCAUACAUAUGGUAUCAGCAUGUGAUGCCACGCCGACUAGCAGUAGAAGGUCGCCUGCUAUGUGACAUGGCUGGCGUGGCAUUACAUCAGGAUAAACUGUUCUUGCCCGCCCAGUUCCUGCAGCACUACCAGACGAUGACCCACCAUCGUUGCACCAACCCAGAAAGCCAAAUGAUCGAGUUUGAACUUAGACGGGUCAAAGUGGAGGCGUUUGCGCGUGGUACUAUGCACUCCACUGCCCUGAGAGAGAAGUGGAAGGUAUUUCUGCAAGAGAUGGAUACGCUACCGGGGCGGCCUCCAUUGAGACUGCGGGACUUCCCGCAGUUGGUCACGUCCAUGGGUAUAGCCACUGGGGAGCGGGAAGAACAGGCAGCAGCUUUAGAGCUGUUCGAACGCCAACGGCUAGUUGUAAAGAACGAAUGGUCACUACCGCUAUUGCUGGCGGGCAUUCUGUGGCAUGUUCCUGGCCCAGCACAAGCACGACGCGUUCUAGCGGAGUUCAUUCAAUGCUAUCGCGGGCUGCCGCUGGUGGAUGCCGAGCAGGUGAUAAAGAGAAGAGGAUUUGAGAUUACUACGUGA
Messenger RNA from Saccharomyces mikatae IFO 1815, 765 nucleotides. It is a transcript of the gene PET122, whose product is annotated as Pet122p. The record is from RefSeq and is a predicted model, not a curated record. Gene Ontology annotation, cellular component: mitochondrial inner membrane. Lineage: Eukaryota; Fungi; Ascomycota; Saccharomycetes; Saccharomycetales; Saccharomycetaceae. Gene Ontology annotation, molecular function: translation initiation factor activity. The coding region runs from base 1 to 765 and encodes 254 amino acids. The transcript has a single exon. Gene Ontology annotation, biological process: positive regulation of mitochondrial translation.